Messenger RNA from Fusarium keratoplasticum, 1059 nucleotides. RefSeq names its product Abhydrolase-3 domain-containing protein. Lineage: Eukaryota; Fungi; Ascomycota; Sordariomycetes; Hypocreales; Nectriaceae. The record is from RefSeq and is a predicted model, not a curated record. Gene Ontology annotation, molecular function: hydrolase activity. The transcript has 2 exons. The coding region runs from base 1 to 1059 and encodes 352 amino acids.
AUGUGCGACUUUUCUUGUUACAAUGGAACCAGCGAGGAAUGGCUCGCCCUGGAGCGCACCUUUCCACCCCCGGCUCAUCCGGAGCCGAGUCUCGCUGAGAUGAAGAGGCAGGCAAAUGAAGAACGAGAAGCUUUGUCGAGAAAGGCGAUGAAAGUUUUGGCGCAUCAGGUCAAGACAUUCGACUAUGCCAUUCCUUCUCGUGAUGGGAGUACUAUCGAGGCUCGCAGCUACAGACCUGUCAACGUGCCGGAGGACAUGGUGCUCCCACUGUACAUCCACCUACAAGGCGGCGGCUUCAUGUUUGGCACGCUAGACUCUGAAGAUGCGAUAUGUACACGGAUUGCCUGUGGUUCGGAGGUUGUCGUGCUUAAUGUCAACUACAGACAUACGCCAGAAUUUACGCACCCGACGCAAUGGAACGACGCGGAGGAUGCUUUCGAGUGGGCGCACGAUAACAUGGACAAACUCUGCUGCAACCCGAGUAAGGUGGUUCUCGGGGGAAUAUCAGCUGGCGCUUGGGUUGCUUCGUCAUUGACGCUGGACAGACAUCUCAACAGGGAGAAUAAUCGUCGCCCGCCUCUGGCUGGACAGGUGCUGAUGAUUCCCUGCCUCGCACACCUCGACUGCUACGAACCUCAGCUGAAAAAGAUGAAGCACCAUUCUGUUUCGUCUUACAAGGAGAAUGAGCUGGCGCCGUUGCUGUCCGUGUCUGAGCUGCGGUACUUUACCAGCUUUCUCAAAAUCAAGAAUCCAGACGUCAAGGAUGUCAAGCUGAAUCCGGGGAACGCGACGCCGACGCAGGUCAAGGGUAUGCCACCUACAGUGCUCGGCAUAGUUGGAUUGGAUCCUCUGAGGGAUGAGGCCCUCCUGUAUGCCAAGAUGCUGACAGAAGCUGGGGUACCUACCGAUAUCAACUUAUUCAUCGGCUUGCCUCAUGGGUUCCGGUCGUACGAAGAAAAACUAUCGGCUUCAGCUCGCUGGGAUAGGGUGAUUGAAGAAGGCAUAUGCUGGGCACUGUCAGGACCAUCUCCCACCAACGAGUUUCACGUGAAGACGUAA